AUGAGAUCUGGUGUUGAUACCAGUUGGUCGCCGUCACUCUCGCCUCUACAUGGCACUGACGUGGUCUCGACGCUCCUCUCACUCGACGCAACCUCAUCAUUACCUGGCAUUGCUCUGCCUGAUAACUUUGAUCUUGUUGGCGCCCUGGAGGUUGAAGUCGGAAAUGCUCCACAAAUGCUCCAAUUACGAUGUCCUGCGCCACUCGAUGGCGCAGUUUGCACCGAGACCAUCGUCGGCGUGCCGGUCACCGCCUCGGUCCUUGUUCCGGCUGCAAACUUGGCUGGCCUCGGUAACGCCAUUACCCUCUCCCCGGAACUCCUCAUUGCCAUGUGGUCCGGCGAGGUCACCCGCUGGGACUCGCCGCUCAUUGCCGCGCUCAACCCUGGCAUCAUCCUCCCGCGCGAGAGCAUCAUCGUCGUCGCCCCGCCUUCGGGUGUUGCUGAUCGCGUCCUGGGCGAGAUCGCCUACCGCCAAGCUGGUGGCGCUCUUUCCAUCGCCAACGCCACCCUCGCUCCAACUCGCACCGCGCGACGCGGAGUCUCAGAAGUGGAGGCCGCAAAGACCGUCGCGAGCAUCCCCUACGCACUCACUUUUAUCUCGUCCGAGGAGUUUUUCGGCGGCAAGCACGAGGGCGUCCUCGACGUCCCUCGCAUUGCCACUCCGCGCGGCUCCGCAGUCUCUCUCUCCGAGGCUUCAGUCCGCAUCGCCGUCGACACCGUCGGCGGGCCCACCAUCUCGCCGCUCCUCUCCGCCGUCGACGACGGCUGGCCGCUCGUCUACUCAGAAUGGGCUCUCUUUCCCUCCUCGCUCCGCGGCGUCUCGGAACGUCAGUGCGACGCUGUCUCGCUCGCCGUCAUCAAGGUCGCAGACCUCGUCUCCAACCUCUUCUACGCAGACCGCGCCUGGGACUACGGCCACGCCGUCUUUCCUGUCGAGGUCCGGCAGUCGGCCGUCGAAACGCUCGCCACCAUCACGUGCAACGGCAACCCGGCGCUCCGUCGCGAGUUUAUCGUCUCGGGCUCGGGCAGCUCCCUCGCCAGCACUCUCUACGGCAACGUCAUGGCCCUCUACAAUGCCCUUCUCGACACAAACAUCCAGUACGUCGGCCUUGGCGUCGGUGCUGAUGCCCUCCUCGAUGGCUCGUCUGUCUUUGUCGGUGUCGACGCCCCUCUCGACCACAGGAGCAAGCUCGCCUCCAAGUCCAUCAGUACCCUCGUCGUUCCGGCUUUUGCAUCCUCCAUCACCCUACCCUACACCAUCCACUAUCCGCCUGCCGCCCCGCCGCUCCCGGCACUCGUCCUCUCGCGCUCUGUCGUCGCAGACAUUUUCCUCGCCCGUAUCACCUCCUGGUCCGAUCCGGCCAUCGCCGCCCUCAACCCCGUCCUCGCUCCCUGGCUCCCAAACUCUACCAUCUGCGUCUGCAUCUACUCGCAGCCGAACGGAAUGACCUCGGUCUUUACCGAAGCGCUCGCCGCCUUCUCGCCAGACUGGGCCUACCUCUACGGCUCCACGAGCUACAUGCCGCCUGGCCAGUGGCCUGGCGAGACUGAUGCGACCGCGUGCAUCCUUCGUGCCGACGACGCCACCUCGGUUGCCCGUGCCAUCGCAGGCUCAACAUCAGCCAUCGGGUUUGUCACCCGCUCCGUCGCUGCUGCCUCUCAACUCGACAUGGUCUCACUCAUCAACCGCGCCGGCAACACCGUCCGCGCCGCCGCCGCCACCGUCGCCGCUGCUGCAGACGACUCGGCCAACGACGAGCCCGAAGUCCCGCACCUCCCGCUUGUCCACUCCAUCGUCGACCGCCCCGCCGCAGACGCAUGGCCCAUCUCCACGUUUACCUACUUUGCCAUCGACGGCGACGCGCCCGCAGACGGCCGCUGCGCUGAGCGCCGCGUCUUUGCCGAGUUCCUUCCGCUCCUCGACGUCUGCUCGCCCACCGCCUACCCCGUCCUCGCCUCUUGCAACUCGCCCGCUGCUCCACCGCCGCCCGCCAUCUCCACCAUUGGCUACGUCCUCAUCUUUGUCGCCCUCGCCGUCGUCGUCGUUCUCACCACUGCCGCUGUCUUACUCGUCCGCAUGCGCAACCGACUCGUUGUCUCGCUCGACGUCGACGAAGACAUCGUCGUCGCCAUGGACGAAGUCGAAAUCAUCGGCUCUCUCGGCACCGGCUCGUUUGGCACCGUCUACACCGGCCGCUGGCGUGGCACCACCGUCGCCGUCAAGCACAUGCAUGGCCUUGACGACUCGUCCACCCUCCUCGUCGACUUUGUCUCGGAGGCAUCCGUCCUCAUGAAACUCCGCCACCCGAACAUCGUCCUCUUUAUGGGCAUCAUGCUCGAUCCGGCCGCACUCGUCACCGAGUACGUCAUCCAUGGCUCGCUCUUCUCUGUCCUUCACGACUACGACUACAACCUCGAGACAAACUGCAUCCUCUGGUGGGCCCACGCCAUCGCCAUCGGCCUCGACUUUCUCCACCAGUCCGGCAUCAUCCACCGUGACAUGAAGUCGCUCAACGUCCUCCUCGACGCCGGCUGGGUCCCCAAAAUCGCAGACUUUGGCCUCGCAUCGGCAAAGAGCCACUCAGGCUCGUCGGCCUCGCGCAAGGCGCACCGCAUCUUUGCCCGCAAGCUCAAGGACCUCCGCGCCGCCCGUCCCAUCGCCACCACCGCCACUGCCUCGGGCACCAUCGUCCGCUUCGACACCUCGUAUGGUGCCAGCGGGGAUCGCAGCGACCGCCUGAGUGGCAUCCAGCUCGACACCGUGCCCUCGUCCGGCACACGCAACUCGUCCGGCACACACGGCUCCGCCGGCCGCUCCUCGGGCCACAACGCCGCCUCGGGCAGGUCCAUCGACACAAACCUCGGCUCGCUCCUCUGGGCCGCGCCUGAAAUCCUCAAAGACGGCGCUUCUGCCGCCUCACAAGCCUCAGACGUCUACUCCUUCGCUAUCACAGCCUGGGAAAUGCUCACCCGCUGCGAGCCGUACGCCGGGACAAACCCGGUCGCUGUCGCCAUGGACGUCGCCCGCGGUGUCCUCCGUCCCGCCCUCUGCCUCGUUCCCGAGCACGCCUCCUCCAUCGUUCCCAUCAUCGUCGCCGCCUGGCACCAGGACCCGCUCGAGCGCCCAUCAUUUGCAGAGCUUGCCACUCAACUCGCCGCAUGCUACGCCCGCCCCGCCGUUGUCCUCCCGUCCAAGACCACAGUUCCGCGCGGCCUCGUCAUCGCCGCUCGCGUUUCCUGCACCCUCGCAAAGGCCAAGCUCCUCGAAGACCCAGACUCGGUCCGUGAGCUCCUUCUCGCCUUUCACACCGCGCUCGCCACAGCCGCUGGCCUCGCCACCGUCAAGAUUGCAGAGUCGGGCGUCGCUGACGUCGUCCUCAUCUGCCAGGUCGCCGCCCAGUUUGCCUGCUUUGCGCAGCGCUUCCUCUCGGACAUGUCCGUCUACGGCGGCGUCUGUCUUGUCGCCGCCAUGGGACGCCUCGACUUUCGCCCCACAACCGUCGACGAGACCUCGUCCCAACACUUUGUAUUCAAGGGCGAUGUCGUGCGCGAGCUCAACGCUCUCGCAAGCCUCCAGCCCGUCAAGCACGCCUCCACGGGCGUCUUUAUUUCGCAAACCCUCGUGCCCGAGCUCCAAGGUGCCCUCGACGCCAACCCCAACGCGCUCCUCCACCUCACAGAGGCCGACGCUGUCGCAGACUCGGACAUCGAGCCCAUCGGGGUUGCCACCCUCUCGCUCUCCACCAACUCGAUGCAUCGCUCGUCCUCAAACUCCGCUCUCGGCCUCUCGAGCGAGCUUGCCGCAGGCGUGUCUGCCUCCGCCUCGCGCCCCCGCGCCCGCCGCCGUACCGCAGGCCACAGACUCACCAUCGACUCGAGCUCCUCGCGCCGCCCCGCCGACGCCUCGUUUGACGGCCUCCGAUCCUCACUCCCUGCCGUUCUCGACAAACCCGGCUUUGCCCGUGCACACUCGGCAGACCUCCCGCCGCCCCUCCUCGCCUCGUCAGUCGUCGGCCCCGAUCGCCUCUUCCGCGCCGCGCAAUCCGAUGUCAACGCCCUCCCCAGUACCGUCCCGUCAUCGUCGGCCUGGUUCGACAUCUCCAUCCCCACCUCGGAGUUUGCCGCCGUCUCGGCCUCGAUCGAGGGCACAUCCAACCUCAACCCGGUCAUCAACCGCGCCGCCUUUUCGCCCGAGCACUCGCCCCGCACCGCCCACACCUCAAGCGGCCGCAUUGAGCUCUGCGCAGAGUCGACCACCUUUCUCCUCUCGGCCUACAGCAUGAAGGCCAUCGUCCAGUCCGGCAAGUUGGUCCAUGUCUCCUCACACUCCAAGGCCUACGUCUCCACCUACCUGCACAAACCCGUCCUCGUCAAGCUCCUCCUCGACCAGGACGUCAAGCCGACCUCGCUCGUCACCUUUGUCACCGCGCUCGCCAAGCUCCUGUGGAUCGCCCGCCAGGCCGAGCGCGGCUCCGUCGUCCCGCCCAUCGCCGCCUGCUCCUUUGCGCCCUACAUCGGCGUCGUCAUGCCCUACGCACCGCUCGGCUCGCUUGCGGACCUCGCCUCCCCAAAGCUGUCCGUCGAGCGCUCCGCCGUCUUCCUCCGCAAUGCUUCCAUCGCCCUCGCAGACGCCCUUGCAGGUCUCCAUCAGCUCGGUGGCGUCCAUGGCUCACUCAAGCCUGCGAACGUCCUUGUCGCACACCCGACAGGCUCAAAUGUCGCCCUCGCAGAUGCAUGCAUAGCCACCAUCCGCUCCUCGCUCUCCACCAUGACCCUCACCCCAACCAUCGCCUACCAGUCGCCCGAAGAGCUCUCCGGCGAGCCGCCCACCGCCGCCUCGGAUCUCGCCUCGCACAUCCGCACCGUCAACACCCCAGACCUCGCAGACUUUCCCGCACGGCUCAUCCGUAUCUUCCACUCGUGUUGGAAGGCGCUCCCCGCCGACCGCACAGACAUGACUCACAUCGCCCGCGUUCUCUGGACCUCUGAAGUCGAAGAGUACCAGCAGUUUGUGUGA
Molecule: messenger RNA, 5016 nt
Organism: Thecamonas trahens ATCC 50062
Lineage: Eukaryota; Apusomonadida; Apusomonadidae
Product: TKL protein kinase
Exons: 3
Coding region: 1-5016 (1671 amino acids)
Biological process (GO): protein phosphorylation
Molecular function (GO): ATP binding; protein kinase activity
Source: RefSeq, a predicted model, not a curated record